Oryzias latipes (Japanese medaka) is the source of this 1637-nucleotide messenger RNA. RefSeq names its product phosphoribosyl pyrophosphate synthase-associated protein 1. Gene Ontology annotation, molecular function: ATP binding; ribose phosphate diphosphokinase activity; magnesium ion binding. NCBI's taxonomy places the organism in Eukaryota, Metazoa, Chordata, Actinopteri, Beloniformes, Adrianichthyidae. The record is from RefSeq and is a predicted model, not a curated record. Gene Ontology annotation, cellular component: ribose phosphate diphosphokinase complex; cytoplasm. Gene Ontology annotation, biological process: 5-phosphoribose 1-diphosphate biosynthetic process; purine nucleotide biosynthetic process.
CCCUCAGUCUUUCUUCAGUUGUUCCUGGAAUUCGUGCUCGUGCGGUUCCAUGGCGGUUUCGGCUCGGUAUUUAGCCACGUUUUGAGUUUUGUGGUUAACUUUGAAAUGUUCCAACCCGAGCGGUAGAUGUGUAUGAUAAUUUUAUGUUUCCUAUUCGAGUUAAAACAAUACCGCGCGCCUGGUUUAGUCUGAAAGACUCGAGUGCGCAGACGCAGCAUUGUUUUCAUCAUUAACUGAGGCAUUUGAUGUCGUCCGGAUAUUUUGUUUGUGUGCACUGCUGAGGGAAAACCUGAAGCUGUUUCUGGAACACUUUAACGCAACAUGCCCAUUCGUCGUUUCGGGGCUCACAGGUCUUUGGUGUCUUCUUCUAAAACUCUCCAACUGUCCUACGGCUUCACCAAGAAGAUGAACAUCUCUAGAAGCGGAUACCGGGUUUUCUCUGCCAACUCCACACCCGCGAGCACCGAGCUGGCCAAGAAGAUCACCGAACGCCUCGGUGUGGAGUUGGGAAAGUCUGUGGUUUUCCAAGAGUCCAACUCAGAAACCAAAGUGGACCUGAAGGAAUCCGUCCGUGGACAGGACGUCUUCAUCAUUCAGACCAUCCCCAGAGACGUGAACACAGCCAUCAUGGAGCUGCUGGUUAUGACUUACGCGCUGAAGUCGGCUUGUGCCAGGAACAUCAUCGGCGUCGUCCCCUACUUUCCCUACAGCAAACAGUGCAAGCUGAGGAAGAGAGGCUCGGUCGUCUGCAAGCUGCUGGCAUCCAUGUUGGCUAAAGCGGGAGCGUCUCAUGUCAUCACUAUGGACCUCCAUCAGAAGGAGAUCCAGGGAUUCUUCAGCUUCCCGGUGGACAACCUGCGAGCCUCUCCUUUCCUCAUCCAGUACAUCCAGGAGGAGAUCCCAGACUACAGGAAUGCCGUCAUCGUGGCUAAAUCUCCUUCAGCGGCCAAAAGAGCUCAGUCUUUCGCCGAGAGGCUGCGGCUUGGACUGGCGGUGAUGCACGGCGACGCCCAUCAUUCGGAGUCAGACAUGACAGAUGGUCGCAAUUCCCCCCCCUCCACCCGGACCACAGCAGGACACACGGGUCUGGAGCUGCCAUUGAUGAUGGCGAAGGAGAAACCCCCCAUCAGCGUGGUUGGAGAUGUUGGAGGCAGAAUCGCCAUCGUUGUCGACGACAUCAUCGAUGACGUGGAGGACUUUGUCGCGGCGGCAGAAGCCUUAAAAGAGCGAGGAGCCUACAAGAUCUACAUCAUGGCUACGCACGGACUGUUGUCGGCCGAGGCGCCGCGGCUCAUCGAGGAGUCCGCCAUCGACGAGGUGGUGGUGACCAACACGGUUCCUCACGAGGUGCAGAAGCUGCAGUGUUCAAAGAUCAAAACGGUGGACGUCAGCAUGAUUCUGGCGGAGGCCAUCCGCCGCAUCCACAACGGAGAGUCCAUGUCUUACCUGUUCCGCAACAUCACCGUGGACGACUGAGGCCGCAGCAGGGCGCCGCGUUUGCCGUUCGCAACAUAGAAAAGUGCACAACCCGCUCUGAUACAGUAUCUCUGUGUUGCAUCUCUGAUGCAAGCCUUGUCAGUGAGACACAAAUACUCAUGUGCCGCCUCUUAUCUGCAAAUAAAGCUUUUUUAAAUGAA